AUGAAAUACCAGUUACCGCACUUCCUGCGGGAAUUUAUCCGGCUCUUCGUGAACCCCAUUACUUGGGUUGACGUAUAUUGGCCUGCAUCACGAAAAUAUUUCUUCUCGCUCCUCUUCAUCGGAGUCGUCUGCGCCAAAGCCCUCCAUCUUUACUCUCAUAUCACCUCCCUCACCCUCGGUCGCUUCCUCCUCUGGGGUCCAACAUUUGUUGUCCAGGAUGUCGCUUGUAUUCUCGUCUCCCAACUCCUCUGCCAAAAAUUCCACAAUCGGUGGUUCCGGGCGCUGGCCGCCCCUAUUAUGAUUUUUGCGAGCUUGAUGAUCUCCGGAUUGGCCGCGGCCAAUAUUUCCUUCUACUUCCAAACCGGUGCCGAAAUUCACUGGCGACAAGCCCACUCCUUCCACCGCGACGCCGCCUCCGUGAAAACCCUCCUGACCGGCCUGACUGGCAUUGUUAUUGGCGAGGUCAUCUUUACCGCGACCGCCUGGUUCGCCACUCCCUACUUGUAUAAUUGGGUUCGCGCAGGGGUCCGCAUCCUAAGGGCCGCCGUCGAACCCGCCUUUGUCUGCUGCAAGCGCCGAUCAAAGUCCACCCCGAAGACUUACGAACGGGUGGCCUAUGAUGAUUGGGAUGAAGAGAACGGCGAGUCCGGGGCCAUGCUCGGUCUCGAUGACCCAACGAAGCCCUUGCCUCCACUCCCGGAAUCGUCGCAAAAAAGGAAGCCUGGUUUGCUUCUCCGAAUUAUCGUGGGUGUGGCCUUCCUGACCCUGAUAGCGCUCCGCAUCGCUCGCCCUUCGGAGAACGCCUAUACUUUCCUGUCACAAACCGUCAUUAUCACGCCUUUCGAGAGGAUCGAGCGGAACCAGACCUCCACUGUCGACGUGACUGGAGCUGGCUAUUCAACCACACCGCGCUGGGUGAACCCCCCCAAAUUCGACUGGCUGCCGGAGAAGAAACUCAAGGGGGGAUUCCGGGAUUGGUAUACCGACAAACAUGGCAAGAAACACCUCCACUACGACCCGGCCAAGGACCCGCUGAAGAUCUCCAACCUCGACAAUGAGAUUCUCGAGCCGCUUCGUGAGGCGCUCAAGGGAGACGUGAAGAUCAAGCACGUCUUUUUGCUCAAGCUGGAGAGUACCCGUGCGGAUGUUUUCCCCCUUCGCAAGGAAUCCUAUCUGGGCGAGCUCAUUCAAAAGUCAUAUGGUGGGGAGAUCCCCGAAGAAGUCGAGGAGCGACUCGCCAACUUGACCCGCAACGCGCAGCGAUACACCAACACCCCCUCCGGUUUCAAUGGCCAGGACACGGUCAACCCGUACGGAGGUAUGUACAUGCGCAAUGCGUAUACCGGUGAUACCUUCACCCUGAAGAGUAUCACAGCCAGUGUUUGCGGCGUUGCACCCCUGGUGGCCGACUUCAACCGCGAAUACUUGAACCACAUCUACGAGCCUUGUCUGCCCCAGGUCCUAACCGCUUUGAACCACAUCGACAAUCACACCCAUCACAACCAGACCACGGAUGAUUUUAGGACCUGGCCAUGGCACUCGACCUUCAUGCAGAGUAUCACCGACGACUACGAUAACCAGGAUAAGCUCAUCCCUGUUCUCGGCUUCAAGGAUAAGAUCACCGAUGUGAAAAUCACUGAGGACUAUGAGCACUCCAAUAAGACCACGCCUGAGAAAUACAAUUUUUGGGGUUACCCGGAACACGAACUCCGGGACUACUUCCUCCAUGCCCUCAAGCAUGCCGAAAAGAAGCACGAACGUGUUUUCAUCACCCACUUGACCGGUCAAACCCACCACCCCUGGGAUAUGCCCGUCGGUGACGAGUACGAAGAACUUAUCCACUCUAGCCUGUUCAACCACAACGGCCGAGUCAACAAAUACUUCAACACAAUCGGAGUGAAUGACAAAUGGCUGGGUGAAAUUGCCGAGGUCUUGGAAGAGGCCGGCGUGGCCGAUGAAACUCUGGUCGUGAUGGUGGGUGACCAUGGCAUCUCCCUAAUCGAGGACGGUGGUGUCACGCCUUACGAUAACCCCCACGUCUCCAACUUCCACGUCCCAUUGGUAUUCGCUCACCCGAAGCUCCCGCCCAUCAACAUCGAUUCCCGCGUCACUUCUAUGCAGAUCGUGCCUACUAUCAUGGAUCUGCUUAAGGAGUCUGGGUCCCUGGGCCAGGACCAGGCAAAGGCCAUCCAGGACAUUCUCCCUCUCUAUGAAGGCCAAUCGAUGAUUCGUGAAACGAUAGCUUCCCAGGGAAAUAAGCGUGAUUGGCAGUUCACUGUGAUGAACACAGGUGCUACCUGGCUGGCGGUUCGAUCAGCCGACAAGCCCUACCGGCUCGUCGUUCCCUUGGUUCCUGAUGUCCCUUGGCGCUUUAGCAAUCCCGAUACGGAUGCUCAUGAACUGAAUAUUCAAAAUUCAUUCGAACUAUUCCCUCUCCUCUUUCAAAUUGCCCGUGACCACGACGAAGAGGCCGUCGAGUGGACGAAAGAGGCAGCCCAAGUCACCAAGUGGUGGGUCGGUGAGAACUGGCGCCGCUACGAGUAUGAGCCUGAAUCUGACUCAUGA
Messenger RNA from Penicillium manginii, 2565 nucleotides. Its product is annotated as sulfatase domain protein. The transcript has 5 exons. The record is from RefSeq and is a predicted model, not a curated record. The coding region runs from base 1 to 2565 and encodes 854 amino acids. Lineage: Eukaryota; Fungi; Ascomycota; Eurotiomycetes; Eurotiales; Aspergillaceae.